This is a messenger RNA of Aspergillus aculeatinus CBS 121060, 609 nucleotides long. Its product is annotated as Zn(II)2Cys6 transcription factor domain-containing protein. The record is from RefSeq and is a predicted model, not a curated record. Gene Ontology annotation, biological process: regulation of DNA-templated transcription. The transcript is spliced from 2 exons. Gene Ontology annotation, molecular function: zinc ion binding; DNA-binding transcription factor activity, RNA polymerase II-specific. The coding region runs from base 1 to 609 and encodes 202 amino acids. Lineage: Eukaryota; Fungi; Ascomycota; Eurotiomycetes; Eurotiales; Aspergillaceae.
AUGGCCCAACAAGGGUCCGGCUCCACGACCGCCUACCGCCCUCUCGCCCCGAAGCCGACACUCGUGCCCUCGAAACGGGGGGCUUCCGAUCCUCCAGAGCCCCCAGGGCCUUCGCAACCGGGCAAUGCCAAGAAGGCAGUCAAAAGGUCCCCAUCGUCCUGCGUGAAGUGUCGAGAGAAACGCACCAGGUGUACCGCCUAUGAAUCCGGGGUCCCAUGCACCAUGUGCCGGAUCCACCAGGUGGAAUGCGUCCUGCUCCCGCACAGCGACCGGCGCCGGAAGACCACCAUGGAGUACAUGCGGCAGCAGGCCAGCUACUACCGGGAGUACCUCGAGCAGUUCAUCCGGCUGGCGCGCGCCGACGACCCGGCGCUCAUCUUGGCCGCCGUCGAGAUCAUCCAGGCCCAUCACCCCGAGGAUGUGACUCGCUCCCUCCUGGAUUCCGUGCUCCCGGACGACCGGACGCCCAUCCUGCCCGAGGAUGAGGAAUUGAUCAAGCCGAUCCGUGAGAGGGAGGCGCAGGCUGCCGCCGCGGCCGCGGCCGGCGGCAGCGGCGGCAGCAAAAAUGAAGACGGCGCGGAACCUGGCCUGUAUUCAGCGCUUGAAUAG